This is a messenger RNA of Sorex araneus (European shrew), 2901 nucleotides long. RefSeq names its product transmembrane protein 182 (gene TMEM182). Gene Ontology annotation, cellular component: membrane. NCBI's taxonomy places the organism in Eukaryota, Metazoa, Chordata, Mammalia, Eulipotyphla, Soricidae. Bases 164 to 853 code for a protein of 229 amino acids. The transcript is spliced from 5 exons. The record is from RefSeq and is a predicted model, not a curated record.
GCCACCAAAACAAGACAGGAGUGGUUUCUCAAAAAGAUUUUGCCUAAUCAAAUCUUUUAUUUAUAUAUAUUAUAUUAUAUAUACUUUUUUUUAUUAAGAAGCUAGGUGUCUGUCACUUAAAUUUUUUUUUCAAUAUUAUAUACAGGAAAAUAGUGGCUUGAGAAUGAGACUGAAUGUUGCCAUCUUCUUUGGGGCUCUUUUUGGCGCUUUGGGGGUUUUACUCUUUUUGGUGGCCUUUGGAUCGGACUAUUGGCUUCUUGCAACUGAAGUGGGACGGUGUUCAGGUGAACAGAAUAUAGAGAAUAUAACUUUCCAUCAUGAAGGAUUCUUCUGGAGAUGCUGGUUUCAUGGGAUUGUGGAAGAAAAUAAUUCUAAUAUCUGGAAGUUCUGGUACACCAAUCAGCCUCAAACAAAGAACUGUACCCAUGCUUACCUGUCUCCAUAUCCUUUCAUGAGAGGAGAACACAAUUCUACCUCCUAUGACUCUGCACUCAUCUACAGAGGCUUUUGGGCAGCCUUCAUGCUUCUGGGAGUGGUUGCCGUGCUGACUGCAAGCUUCUUCAUCAUUUGCGCCGCGCCUUUUGCCAGCCAUUUUCUCUACAAAGCUGGCGGAGGCUCCUAUAUUGCUGCAGGCAUCCUGUUCUCCCUGGUGGUGAUGCUGUAUGUUAUCUGGGUCCAGGCAGUGGCAGACCUGGAAAGCUACAAAAACAUGAAAAUGAAAGACUGCGUGGAUUUCACUCCUUCUGUUCUAUAUGGCUGGUCAUUUUUCCUGGCUCCGGCAGGGAUAUUUUUCUCUUUGUUAGCCGGUUUACUAUUUCUAGUUGUUGGGAGACAUAUUCAGAUACAUCACUAAUCUGCCUGUUGCCAUUAUAUUUUCUUGAGUGGUUUUAAAAAUGGAACAUACACUUUCAUUUUGUUUUGUGAUGCCAGCAUAGAACUAGCUUAUAUAUCUAUUUGAAUUUGCCAUUUUACUUGUGAUUUUCUCUAACAAAAUGAUCCUAGCACUGAUCUAGACAUCAACAUGUUUCCAUCUUAUCCGAGUGCUAUGUAGAUCCUUGUUCUUUGGGACGAAAAUAGAAUGGACCUCCCUUUCAUUGAAACUCAAUUUAAAAAUUCAUGAAAAUUGUGAAAGCAUAGUAAUAACUUAAUACUAUGACCUGGCUGAAAUCAAGAUUUUAUUUAAACCCACCUUCUUGGCAUUCGUUUCCGCUGUUAUUUAAAAAAAAUCUUUGGGAAAUAAUUAGGGAUGGAAAAUAAAUAUUAUAGUAGAAUUUACUCCACAGUUAUUCAUAUCCAUACCCACAUUUACUAAGUCCUCUAAACUAGCUAUUAUUUAAAAAUAGAGAGCAAUUGUUCCUAUAGCGGGAGUCACACAAACUUGUUAGUUAAAAUAGGCCACAACAAAACCAAGAACAUUUGCUUAUUUAUUCCACUUACCAAGAGUGGUUUGGUUACUUAAUUUUAUUUACUCAUUUGCAUCUGCUUACGUAUAUUUGGAAGUAGCAAAUAUGAACACCAAACUACAUAUAUUGCAGAUUGAAUUUUUAUGAACUAAGAGUGAGUUAGUUGUAUAUGGGGUAUGUUGAAAAUAUGUAAAAAGAGCACCUUAGUUUAGUACAUAAUUCUAUUUGAUAUUAAAAAUUGCCAUUUAAAACUUAUGCUGUUAAUAUGUCCAGUAUGUGAACAUUUAUUGAUGAAAUGUGCUUUUAAUAGGUCCUAGCUACAAACUUUCAAAAUACUUCCAUAUGAGGAUGAUAAUAGCCUUGUUUUAUUCAAAUCUAUGAAAUAUUAACUUUUCCAAGAUUUUAUGGGUUGCAGUUCUUCUGAUCAUUUGACUCCAUUCAUUAUUGUCCCUUGAUUUCUUCAUCUUUACAACAGGUAUAUCAACAUUUAUAGGUCUGCUGUUUCAUCCUCCAGGAAGAAAAGAUUUUGCUGAGUAGCAGGGAGAAUUCUUUAUUAUUUUCUAGUACAGAUAUUUUACAUAUCAAAGAUGUUGUUUGGCAAUAAUUUUGAUUGAAAUCAAAUCCAUCUGAGAAGUCUUGAGUCUAUUUGCAUUUUGGAAGCCUUUGGCAUGGGGGGGAGUUUGGUGUGAAAGAAAAACAGAGAAACAGCAUGGUUUGCUAGCUUUGUUCCGGGAGCUGCAUUUUGCUCCCCAGCUGUUGUGAACGGUGAAGGCACAACUCAGAGGCGAACAAACAGUGACCACCUACAAGAAGUGGAGAGGGAGACCAGACCAUUGUCCAUGUAGCUGUUCCCAUGACGGAGGGAGAAACUAUUUGGGUCUUCUUGCAUUGCCUCCUACCUUUUAAACCUCACUUCAGUGAGAGGCAGCUCUUAAGGAACAGCAAAGGUCUGGCGUACUUGCAGAACCUUGAGGACAGUUGAUGCUUAGUGGCAGGACUUUAAUAAACUAUAAUAACAACAAUGCUUCAGGGGUUAGCUGAAAUGACCUCAAGUCAUUUCAAUGAUAUCAUUGAUAAUUUUGUGACUGAUACUUUUCGUUUUAUUCUGUUUCCCUUUCUCUCUGUUUUUUUUUUUUAUAUUGCUUCAUUUAUUUCCUUGCUUUUGGCUUGAUUAUUAAACAUAAUGAUGGGUUCUGUUAUGCAUAUUGACUGUGAUAUUAAGUUAUGGCAUGCCAUUAAGUUUUCCAGACGAUGUUACAUGUAUUUGAUUAGCUCAUGUCAUCUGUAAAUACAAUUCCUUUUUGUAGAACGUUGGAAUGGAGCCUUUUUCUGGUGUAUUAUAUGUCAUUUAAAUUUCACAUUCAAGCUGCUUUUAGUAAAGAUUUGAAUAUUUAUAAAUUUCAGAUGGUUAUCUUUACUUCCUAAUACAUUUAUGCAGCUAUCAUAUACUUAUUGUAAGGCAAUUAGCUGAAUGUCUGAUUGUGCGACACUUUUACAC